Scophthalmus maximus (turbot) is the source of this 1574-nucleotide messenger RNA. RefSeq names its product small ubiquitin like modifier 3b (gene sumo3b). NCBI's taxonomy places the organism in Eukaryota, Metazoa, Chordata, Actinopteri, Pleuronectiformes, Scophthalmidae. The record is from RefSeq and is a predicted model, not a curated record. The transcript is spliced from 4 exons. Gene Ontology annotation, cellular component: nucleus. Gene Ontology annotation, biological process: protein sumoylation. Bases 230 to 511 code for a protein of 93 amino acids. Gene Ontology annotation, molecular function: ubiquitin-like protein ligase binding; protein tag activity.
CCGUGGCCAAUGUCGGCGUCAGAGAUCGCCGGUGAAAUGAAUGAUUUGUGCCUCUCCUCUUGGUUUUGCGCCAUUGUGGCUUUCUGCGCCAGUUGGAGCGACGGACUAGCAUGCUAAUGCUAACUACCGGAAGAAGUGUGUCGCUUUACGUGUGCGCCGUUCCGGAUGGUGAAUCCCUGUGGUAAAUGUAGCAGCCCGGAGUUAGCUCGGCGUGUCGUGGUUUGGUGACAUGUCCCGGACACCGGAAGGAGUGAAGACGGAGAACGACCACAUCAACCUCAAGGUGGCUGGUCAGGACGGGUCGGUGGUUCAGUUCAAGAUCAAGAGGCACACUCCGCUCAGCAAACUCAUGAAGGCGUACUGCGAACGACAGGGACUGUCGAUUCGUCAGAUACGCUUUAGGUUCGACGGACAGCCCAUCAAUGAAACGGACACACCUGCACAGCUGGAGAUGGAGGACGAAGACACUAUUGAUGUAUUUCAACAACAGACAGGAGGCGGCUGUUCUUAAGUGUGAUGUGGACUCUUGGAAGAACAUCCACGCCAAUUUUUUUCAUGUAUUUGUUUAUUUUUUGUUUUUAAUUUUCUUUUUCUUUUUUCCCACUGUUCUUUGCUAAAUGUCAGGCUGUUCACAACAUUAGGACUUUUUUCAUUGGAAGCCAAAUCAUGACUUUAAGGUGUUUUAUUCAGGAAAUUGGUGAUUACAAAUUGUCUCCAACAUCUCAAAUCUGAUAUGGCGUGUAAUGAAAAAAAACCUGUGUUCUUCUGAUGUUAAGAUGACAUGACAUCCUGCAUGUCACAAAUCAACCAAAAUCUUCAUAUCUUUUCUUGUACACAUUCAAAUUCAGGAUGGGCUCAUUUUUAAUUAAUAUUCUUGAUGAAAACUGCUGCAUUGGAGCCAUGGGUUCAUGUCUCCAUAGAUGGGAACGUCUUUAUGACUUAUUUCUAAUGUAAUUAACUUUUAGUAGGUUUUUUUUUGUUUUUUUUUUAGAAACAAAAUGAUUUCAUGUAUCAUGCCCAUUUACCUUCUACAUUUUUUCCUGAUAAGAAAAAAAAAAUGCUUGUACCGAGAAAGAUCCACAUGGAUGGUUUACCUCAAUGCUGUCACACUCUACACAGAUUUAACUGAAUGCUAAUCAAAGUACGGUUAUGUUUCUGGACCAAAAAUGCAAAGUAAGUAAUGCUUUCAUGAAAGGGUUUAGUUAACAAAGGAUGUAGAUGCAAAGGGUUUCUGUCGCUCUGCAACAGUGGUCUUCUCCCACCUUUUCAGGACCUCUAGAAUAUACCGUGAACAUGUCCCCUUUAGCUCUCCAUCUAAGGUUAUAUAUUUCAGUGUAUAAAUAUUGAGUCGUUCCUCUAAAAUCUAUCCAUAUUAUCAACAGGUUAGUUUGUUGGACUCGUGGGUUGGUAGAAAUCCUGUUUUUGUAAGAAUAUCCACUUCCAUUUUAAAUCUUUUUGUUUUCGUUUUAGAUUUGCAGGGUGACCGUGGCAGAUACUUUACUUUUUUUUUUCUUUGAUUUGUACAUUACUUGUUGUCCCUAUACUGUAUACAAUAAAUAUAGUUUGAUACUCAG